AUGACUACUUCGGCGCCUUUCUCGAGGGCGGUGGUGAGGGCGAUGCAGAAGCUGUAUCCGAAGGAGCUUGCCGACAACUCCUGGGAUAACACCGGGCUGCUGCUUGAGGCGCCGUUCGAUCCGUCGCGUCGCCAGUCCAACACCGCCCUCCUUACCAUCGACCUUACCAAAGCCGUCGCGGACGAAGCUAUUGCGCUCAACUCCUCAAUCGUCAUCGCAUACCACCCCAUCAUAUUCCGAGGCUUGAAGUCGUUGACUCUCGCCGACACGCAGCAACAAUCGUUACUACGCCUUGCUAGCCAUGGCAUCAGUGUGUACUGCCCACAUACCGCGCUCGACGCAGCUCCGGGAGGACUUGGAGAUUGGCUUGCGGACAUCGUAACAGGCACGAAGACAAUUUACAACAUCUCAGAAGCAGAUGCACAAUCGGAGUCUGCAAGUAAUACAAAGGAAGAUGAUGAGGACCCCUUCAUCGAAACGAAGAAGCGCCCGACAUUCAUGCUGCAACACCACCCUAGCCAGCCCCUACUGCACUUUGGCAAGCAGCCUACGCCCGCCAAAAUCCCGCUCACCGCCCCCCAUAAACGCGAAACUAUCAAACCUCAAUCGCCAGCACUAGCAUCACACCCCGGAGCUGGCAUGGGCCGCAUCGUGAAGUUCGAUCAUCCACAACCGCUCCCAACACUCCUCGAUCGCAUAGGCAAGGGACUCAACAACCCUAAAGGCUUCCCAAUCGCGAUACCCCAGGAGAAGGCAAUCGCAGAUAUAGAGAUACGUAGCGUAGGCAUCUGCGCAGGCUCAGGCUCAGGUCUGCUGAACGGUCUAGACGUGGAUCUAUUGUUCACAGGCGAGAUGGACCAUCAUUCGGCCCUUGCAGCGAUUGAGAACGGAAGAGCUGUCAUCAGUUUAUUCCAUAGCAAUUCUGAGCGCGGCUUCCUAGCAGAAGUUUUGCUUUGGCAAUUGGAAGAGGCGGUGCAAGAAGAGUGGGGUAAGAUUAGGGAGGAGGAGAAGGACAACGAAGCGCUGCAAGAGGCAUUGGAAGAUGAUGACUUCGAGAUUGCUGUCAGUGAAGUUGAUCGCGAUCCUUAUGGCAUCGUAGUGUUGAAGGGCGAUGCAGAGGAGGCGGCGUAG
Alternaria conjuncta is the source of this 1131-nucleotide messenger RNA. RefSeq lists its product as uncharacterized. The record is from RefSeq and is a predicted model, not a curated record. Gene Ontology annotation, cellular component: cytoplasm; mitochondrion. The transcript is spliced from 2 exons. The coding region runs from base 1 to 1131 and encodes 376 amino acids. Lineage: Eukaryota; Fungi; Ascomycota; Dothideomycetes; Pleosporales; Pleosporaceae.